AUGGACAGCUAGAUGCGUUAGAGUCAGUAGUGCUUUCUCAUGUCUUGAAAAUACACGUACAAAAACAUAUUUAAAGUACAGUAAUGUGUAUAAAUGUUUUCAAGAUUAGUAGCUGUAAACAUUAGUCGUUUUUAUUUUAAGUAACAAUCCAAGUGCUUUGGGGUUCCUUCUCAGCGGAAGGAUAUUUGCGCCGUUUUAACGUGCGCUAAUUUAUUUACUUAGAUUUCAUAUCUUAUGUACUGGACUCAAGAAUGGAGGUUACUGAAGUCAUGGACAGCAGAGCACCGCUGGCAGCCCUGUCUCCCUCUCGGCAGAACACUGAAGCUGGAGAUGUGGAUUUCUCCAAACUUACUCCUUCACAGUUUGGCAUAUCAACAGACAGCUUCUUACCAUCCUCCAAGAUUAAAGAUAAAUCCAGAGUUGCUCAACUGAAGGCCAGGAGGAGAUCCAAUAUUGGGGUUCGAGGAUCUCCAGAAACGAACUCACUCAUCUGCUUCAGAGCCAAACAAGCUGCAAAAACACCUCCACGAACACCCCAGCUUUUGCAGGGGAGUCCAUUCCUUUCACGCUGUGACUCUCUGAAGAAGAAGAUGGCUGCUUUCCAGUGUCUGAUGGAGGAGGACGAAGAGGAUGAACAGAAGAAAAAUGAGGGGAAUGAGAGUGCUAGAAGCACUUUGGCUAAAGAUUCUAAGAACGAAAAAGAGAACACACUGACUACUCAAAGCCCACCCACUUCGAUGACGCCUCCUCCCUCUAAGAAGCGUUGCUGGGGCCCUCAGGGGGAGUGUGAGGACAAGAUUACUGAGACUGCACUCCCCUACCCCACCUUCACAACACAACAGGAGCAAGGGUUGAAAUACUUUGAGUCUCAAAGCCAGAGGCCUCUUUCAGACUUGGAUUCGAAUGCAAAGAAUGAGCUUUUGUCUUUACCCAUGCUGUCAAAACCAGAAAUUAAGCCAGCAGAUGAGAAUGCAGUCUCUUCUGUACGCAAGAAGAAGCGUGUUCGUUUUGGGGCCCCGCUCUCUCCAGAGUUCUUUGACAAAACUCUCCCUCCCAGUACCCCACUACAGAAAGGAGCCACCCCAAAGUGUCCUCCGUCAUCUACAGGUCCUAAACGCUCACUGCUGAAGACCCCACAACGAUCUGAUCCUCUUCCGCAGCCUGACUUCAGUAGUCCUCAAAGCAAUGGAGCCUCACCUGUCCUGGUUAUUGACAGAUGCAGUGUUGGACUGCUGUACAGUGAUGAAGUAUUUGAAGAGAUCAAGAAGAUCAGUUUUCCCAGUAUGGAGGAUGAGUCUCCUUCAUACAAACCUUCUGAGGACUGCAAAGAUGCACUUUUUGCUGAGGACCCAGGGCAGCCCCAGGCUGAAGACGUUGAAGUUAUGAACGCAGCUUUUCAAGAGGAAGAAGAUGUACUAUCAAAUUCACAGACAGAGGAAAAACUGCUCUGUCCCACUGGUGAUCAGCCACUGGCACUCUCUGCAGUAGAUGUUGUCCAGGAGUCUUCUGCCAGUUCUGAGUCCAAUUCCAGCACUGAACCUACUCGCUCUCGCAGUAGGAAAAGAAAGCAACCAGGGGAGAAUGAGCCUGAGAAGAGAAGAAGCUCACGUACAGCAGCAGCUUCUGCUUCAGGAAAGAUGAAGAAGACGUCAGGAGCAAAAAAACGAUUUGGCAAUAAGGAGGUGGAUCGUUCUCUGUAUGGGAAAAGAGACUAUGCUUCAAAAAACCCUCUUCUCAGCCCCAUAUUUGAGACGACGUCGACUAGUCUCAACAACACGCCAACACAGACUCAAUCAGGAAAACAAAUAGAUGGAGAGCAAGACCGCUUUCAGACUCCCAACGUUCCCCAUAGCAAGACAAUUCAUCUCAUGGUAAGUCUGGAUGAAAAUGAGCAGACGUUGAGCUCCACUGUGACAGACACCACUUGCAACCAAUCAAACAUGGGUGUGACUUGUUUGGACGACUCAGUCGGCACUCAGGGUGCUGCAGGAAAAGUAAGCUCUAUGUCAAAGACUUCCAAAGCCGAACGUGACUCGGGGAGGCCUGCGCGCCAACGUCGUAGCUCAGGCACAGUCAGAAGAAAAAAGCUUGGCAGUCCAGCUAUUAGCACCACUACUGAAUCAAGCGGUGAAACUGGGGAACAAAGUACUGAGAGCCAAAAGCCAAAUGAAUCUGCAGGUUUGAGCCCAAUGUACCAAGACAAUCCUGUUAGACCAGUGCAUUAUGAAGCUGAGUGCUCUGAGAACAAAGAAGUUGAGGGUUUAAUAAGCGGUGUGGUACCAAAUGGAGACUCGGUGAACACUGAGAGCUUAGAGCAGAUGACGCCAAGUAAUAAAAAACGUGGACGGGCUCUGAAAAGUUCUCAUGGAAAGCUUAAUGUUGUGGUAGAGGAAGUAGUUGAGAGUGGUCAAUCGGAACGAAUAACUGAUGAUGCGUCAGAGAGCAUCGCUACACCUGCAGAGCCUAGUUUGGCCCCUUGGCAGCAGGCUGCCUUUAACAUCGACGACAUCCUGAAACCUGUGGCGAAGAGUCGAGGUUCUGUGCGACGCAGCCUGAGGAACCGGAGGAGUGUGGAUCUUCAGGCUGUGGGCCUGGCCUGGGUGGAUCACACGUCCCCGGAGCUGAGUACAGCGAGUCGGAGGAGGACGCGCGGCAGACUCAGCGGAGUAUCUGAACCACUUGUUUCUCAGGCCUCUGAAGAACCAACACCAGACUUGGGAGAGUAACUAACUUCAAUCAUUUGUGUGUCAGUUAACAGUUUAAUUACUGUCAGAUGAACUUUUGAUACAGUACUGCUCUUUUCUCUUGUAAUGUUUUAAAUCUCUUGUUUUUUACACAAUUUUAGUGUUUAUGGAUGAAACCUGCUCUUAUUAAGAAGAUUGCGUUAAUGUUAGGUUACUUUGACUCAUUAAAUCUUCCCUUGGAUGAAUGAA
Messenger RNA from Labeo rohita (rohu), 2933 nucleotides. RefSeq names its product cell division cycle associated 2 (gene cdca2). The transcript is spliced from 13 exons. The record is from RefSeq and is a predicted model, not a curated record. Gene Ontology annotation, biological process: regulation of mitotic nuclear division; regulation of chromosome segregation. The coding region runs from base 252 to 2726 and encodes 824 amino acids. NCBI's taxonomy places the organism in Eukaryota, Metazoa, Chordata, Actinopteri, Cypriniformes, Cyprinidae. Gene Ontology annotation, cellular component: nucleus; chromosome.